Molecule: messenger RNA, 1866 nt
Organism: Polyodon spathula (Mississippi paddlefish)
Lineage: Eukaryota; Metazoa; Chordata; Actinopteri; Acipenseriformes; Polyodontidae
Product: PDZ domain-containing protein GIPC1-like
Exons: 6
Coding region: 206-1207 (333 amino acids)
Molecular function (GO): protein binding
Source: RefSeq, a predicted model, not a curated record
GAAAACGGGAAGCGCGCUCCCAUUGGCUGCUGUACCUGCUGAAUAUUGAAUAGUUGUAAUUUGCAAACUGGUGUCUUCAGAACAAAGUCGAACUAAUAGGAGAAGGAAGUAGAAUAGCUUUCGCAGGUUAAUUAUUAUAAAGAGGAAUACUGUAUUUUUCAUUUUUGUUCUUAUCUCUUCCGAAAUUAACUAAAGAAAAACAAAAAUGCCCCUGGGGCUCAGAGGGAAAAAGAAGCCCAAGUCGAAGGAGAACUCGAAAUUGGUUGAAAACGAGGAGCUUGGAGAGAGGGGAGGAUUGGCCGGGGGAAGCACACGUAAAGCCGCAACUAGUAAUGGAGCUGGCCUGCCUCCUCCGCCUGUCAACCUGCGCCCCAAACUGGUGUUCCACACGCAGCUGGCACACGGCAGCCCCACGGGCAGGAUCGAGGGGUUCACCAGCGUCAAAGAGCUCUAUGGGAAAAUAGCUGACGUUUUUCACUUAUCUGCCUCAGAGAUCUUGUUCUGCACAUUGAAUACACAUAAAAUUGAUAUGGACAAACUCCUGGGAGGACAGAUUGGCCUGGAAGACUUUAUAUUUGCACACACUAAAGGGAUUAAAAAAGAGGUGGAAGUCUUCAAAUCUGAAGACGCCUUGGGGCUCACCAUCACAGACAAUGGGGUUGGAUAUGCAUUCAUAAAGCGCAUCAAGGAAGACAGCGUAGUGGACAAAAUCAAAGUGAUCGGUGUUGGGGACCACAUAGAAUGUAUCAAUGGGACGAAUAUUGUCGGCACCCGGCAUUAUGAGGUGGCCAAGAUGCUAAAAGAGCUUCCAAAGGGAAAGGCAUUUACAUUAAAGCUUGUGGAGCCAACAAAAGCAUUCGAAAUGAUUGAGCCGAGGUCAAGAGGAGGUAAAAUGGGAGGAGACACUAAAAUUGGCACCGGACGAGGGACAUUAAGACUGCGGUCCAAAGGUCCAGCUACAGUGGAAGAUGAACCAACAGAAUUUGAAGAAAAAGCUGUCAAAAAGGUGGAUGAUCUAUUGGAGAGUUACAUGGGAAUCAGAGACACUGAAUUAGCUGCCACCAUGGUGGAGGUUGGAAAGGAUAAGAAGAACCCUGACGAGUUCGCAAUGGCACUUGAUGAAGCUCUUGGAGACUUUGCAUUCCCAGACGAGUUUGUCUUUGAUGUCUGGGGAGCAAUUGGUGACGCAAAGGAGGGUCGGUUUUAACAGUGGCUGGAAAUAAUUUAAAUUAAUCAGUGUUUUUGGAGAGGGGGGGGGUUGGGGGAUUCUGACUUUAUUUUUUUUUUUUUUAAAUUUAGAGAACGCAUUUUUAUAUAGCUGAAGUACUGAAAACACUGUGGUAUUUAAACAAACAAAUAAAAACUACUAGCUAACUUUUGAGAUGUGCAUCCACAGUACUUUAAUUUUUGCUGUGUGUGUUUUUUUUUUUUUUUAAUAGAAAUGAAAUAGCUUUGCUCUUGUAAAAAACAAAAAGAAAACAUGAAGAUACAUUCACUUAGCGUAAUUCAAGGGACUUUUUGAUUGCAGCCUGCUUCUUUCAUGAGGAAGCCAGAAAAUAAUUGAUGUCAAUUUAAGUAACUGUGAAACUGAACAUGCCACCGUUUCUCUGUGUUCUUGUAAUCCAAGCGCUGCUGUGUCAGAGCACCGAUACGUUGUUUUCUAAUGAUUCACGUAGUGGUAAUUUGCAGUAAUAACAACCAUGAAAACAAUAUUUCAGGGGUAUCAGGCCUGUGCCUUAACUGUGUGGAAUAGAACAUUCCAUUAAGAAUUCAUUAAAAAACUUUGUUAAAUCUGUUCUAAAUAGAACAGCAGAUUCUAAGAUUAGAAUGGAAUGAUGUACAAUAAAGUAGCAAUCCUUCUACAAA